AUGGAAAAUAAUGCAUUUUUGACAUGGGACCUUCUAGAGUCCUGGAUUUCUCAAAAUAACUGGAUGGCAAUCUUAUUUAUAAUUUUUCUGGGAAUUAUCUUUGAGAUCAUACUCAUAAAGAUUUGUACAGCCUUUCAGAAGAAGCCUGCACUUCCUUCAGAAAAGGAUAAUACAGAUGCCCACAAGAAAGAAGACAGUUGCCUUAAAAGCAUGAAAUUUGGUAACUGGUCAAUUCAUUCAUCUUCAGAAGAAAGAGUUGAUGACUUUUCAGAAGGAACAAUUACAUCACUUACAUCUGAAGGAAAUGAAGGUAACUUUGGAGACAGAGUUUCACUGCCAGAUGAACCAACACGGGCAAGUACCAGUGAAAGUAAAUAUCGCCUAAGUCACUUUAGUGAAAGUCAGGAGCCAUCUUCAGAUGGUACUAGCUCGUCUUUGUCACUGUUUCAUUCAAAAGCACAGGAAAUUUUUCCAAGGUGCAGAGGGUGUCCUGAAAACGAACGUGAAACAAUACAGUUUUCAUCUAAGAAAUUAUUUUCCAUAAUGAAAGCCAACGAAAAUAAAAAUUUGAUGUUUUCUUCUGACUUUAACUUUUCAAGAAUUUCUAGAAUCAUUAUAGAAAGUGAAGAUCUAGAUGUGGCACCAUUCCCUCCUGCCCAUUUAUUUCUUUCUAGAGACCAAGUCAGACUUCUGGAAGAAAAUGUGAGAAAUCAAAUUCCUUUAAAAUCCAAAGCUAUUUUAGAGAGUAAAACUACCUAUCUGUACUCAAGGUCUCAAGAGCCCUUGACUCAGAAUCAACAUUCUGUUAGAAUGGACAUUUCUGCCGAAGCACAAGAUUCUUUAUCGGGACAAAGUGCUCUUUUGAAUCAAGAUUUUUCUGAAGCCCAAUUUACUAGUCAAGCCCAAAAAGUUGUUAACAACCAGGAAUCAAUCAAUAGCCAGCCUGAUAUCAAGGCCAGAUAUGUUGCUCUGCCUCAAGAUUUGAUGAGGAAACCACUUUCCAGCAGUACACAAGACUCCUUCCAGACCCAAGAUAGGGACAGGAGCCAAUAUUUGGUCCAAGUCCCACAUUCUGUUGAGACUCAAGAUUCAAUCAAGGACCUAGAGUCUGAUACAAAACACUCAGAAGAGGCCCAAUAUUCUGUUUGGUUUGAAGAUUCAAACAAGAUUCAAUAUUCAAUCCCAGGGCAAAAUAAUAUUUUUAAUAAUGCCAGACAUCUAGUUUUAACUCUAAGCCCUAAUUCAGUUGCUAAAGUGAUGCCACAACUAAAGAGUGUAAAGACAAAGGGCCAGAAACAAAUUGCUAUCUCAAAAUUAAACCAGUAUCCUGCAUAUGGCUCAGUGCCUCUUUCACCUACCAUGACCAAGCAGAAAAACAGAAGAAAAACAUUACACAGUAAAAGUAAAUUUAGUCUCAAAGUUCUACCUCAGAAGUCAAAGAAAACACCAACUUCACGGGUAUUUCAAAUCACAGUAUGUCACACUUCAGAAUGUAGCAAGUUAAGACACAGGUUUAAAACUAAGAAGAAAGAGUUACAUCAAAGAAAAGGUAUAUCAUGUAUAGCGUUGUGUCUUAUUUAUGCUUUCAAGCUUGUUCCUCCUUAUAUUAGGAAGUAUUCCAGGAAAAGACUAGCGAAAUUUAUGCCAGGUUUAACAAGAUGUAGACAUUUUCUGCUGAAGCAAAAUAGGUCACUGUAUGCAGAGAAAGUCAACUAUGCAGGGCCUGUUGAGAAAAGAGGAACCUCAGGGAGUACGAAAAAUGAAAAGCAUCAUGGCAGAAACAAUAAAGAACUAAAAAACAUUUCACCAAAAAUUCCACCUCAGCUAGAAGAGUCUUUCAUGGUCAAUACUUAUAAACAAAAAGCACCUUGUUCUUCAUUAAUAGAAACAAACUGGAAGAAUAAAGAGACUCUUAAAGACCCAAUUUUACAAGCAAAGGAAAUGGAUAUUGCAGAGUUUUGUGCCCCAAAUACUGAAAAAACAUCUGACCUGCAUAUUGCAAAGCAUGUGACAACUUUAGAAGAAGCUAUAUCAGCACCUUUGCAGAAAUUUGAUUCCUCUCCCAAAAUGGAGUCAGAUAGAAGAAAGAAAACAUGGGAGGACCUAAAAAGUACAGAGAAUUCACAUCUUCUACUUACAAGUGGAGAGAACUUACCAACUAGUACGUCAGAAAUGCAAAGGUGCUUUCCAGAGGGAAAUACCCACGAAAAAGAAGAUUUUCUUGAAAUUGUUCUGGAGUCUUCAGAUGUCAACUUGGUCUUUACACUAGGAACCAAAAAGCAUAAAAGCAGUGAACAAUCAGCAGGUGUAGAAAUUCAAGAGAGUCCAGAAGGUGUAAUUGAGAAGGAAGAGAAACCAUUAAUAGUUAAUGUUACAGAAGAUGGUGACCUAAGUGAAAAUGAGGAACUCGAAUGCAACACUAGAAGCAGCAUAAAAAAUAGGCAAGAUGAAAGAAUAUCUGAUGCAUUUCAGGAUGCCACUCACACUGCCCUUUCUGAACCACCUCAUAUGGAAAUGCAGAGUGGAUUAAAAACCAAGACAGAUACAUCAAGAAUAGGGCUUAGUCACUCAGCGGUAAAGCAAGACGAAUUACCAGGUGACAAGAAAACAUGGAGUGCAGAAUACAUUGAGAAGAGAUGUAUAUUUAAAAAACCACAGGAACAUGACAGAGAGAAAGAACAACAGGCUCUACAAGAAGCAGAUCCACAGCUAACACCAGCUUUCAGGUUCAGUCUACAACUAAAGCAGAAGCCCAAGUACGGCAAAUUUGAAAUUGGACAGAGCUGUUUAGAAAGUAGAACAACUCAAAAUGAAGAGCUAGAGGUACAACCACACACUCUUUCUACAAAAACGAUUGUGGGGACUGGUCCGUGCCCCACAAUGGAUCCAUUUCAAGUUGAGAAGGUGAAGCAAAGCACAGACAGACCUACAGGCAGGGAAACUGCAGAUCCAGUGCAUCCUCUUACAGUGUCAGAGAGCUUGCCAGUUUUAACUGAAACAACAGAACAUGGUGUUGCAUUGUGUGGAAGCCCCGGAAAGCCCCUGGAUGAUCAAAUUUCAGAAGAAAAGGAAGACUUAAAAAGAGUUUUACCUGAAGUUGCCCUGGGGUUGUUCCAUAGGCGUAUGCUUCCUUUAUCAAGUGUGAAAAGGCAGAGAAUCAAAAAAAAAUUACCAGAAACCAAAAAUGUACUCUGUCUCAACCGUGUAAUUAUGAAAGUAAAGACACCACCAAUACAUCGUAGAAGAAGAUUGAGAGGUGAUUUCAAAAUCAUGAUUAAACAAAUACUGCAAGAUAAAACUGUGGCAGAUAUGCGUCUGAAUGUUAUUGACCCUCACGUGUCUAUUUUGCCUCAUAUUAGAACACACAGCAGAUUAAAUGCAGAGAAUCACAGUCAUACCAAGCUAAAACAAGAGACAUCAGAAGUUGAAAGAGAAGAAAAGUGUUCAGAUACCAUUACUAAAGGAAGUGACUCUGGAGACACACCAGAAGCAGCUAAAUUGCAAGAUGAAGUGAGUGGGGACAAAGAAGCUUCACCCCAAGCAGUCCUUGAGGAUCGCUGGAACCUCAGAUUGGAUGCAUAUCCAGAGAAAGAGCUUAAAACAAAGAAAGAAAUGCAACAACCAGUCACAUUUGCAGAAAUCAUGAUGGAGUCUGUUUACUCGGCCAUAACAGAUGCAUUUCAUGCUGAGAAUAUGAAGAAAAGCCUGACCACACAAACAGAUUUAAGAUGCACUGCAGAUUCUGAGAUGCCUCCCCGAGCAUCAGAAAAAUCACUGAUUGGAGACCCUUUAACAACAAGAGAAAGUGAUGUUCCAGAUCAUGGAAGUGAUACAAGGGAAAUGGUUUAUUCUUUUGCAGAAACAAAGGCAGAGUUACCCAAAGAUUUACCAGCAAUUUUCCCAGAGACUUUUAAUUGCCACAUGCCUGUUUUAUCUCAUUCUAAAGUGAAGAAAAAUAGAGCAAGAUUCUCACACCUAGAAAGUAGAGUGAAGUCCAAGUCUGUACACAUGAAGGCAUUGAAGCCAUCAAUUUCACAAAUAUGUAAUACCACAGGUCAUAGAAAGAAACUGGAAUCUUACUUUAAGGCCAAGUUUGAAAAGAUCAACCAAGCUAAUGGGCUGGUUUAUGAAUUUCUAAACACCCUUUACUCUCCUGUGUGCAGCAGGUUACAAGGAGAGACAAACAGCUUCUGCCAUGCUCAGGUAAAGCUCCAGGGACUAGCAGGUGAGGGGAGACCACAGUAUGUUGAUUUCUUUGAUAAGAGUAGUGCAUUCUAUGACAGAGAAGAAAAAGCACAAGAUGGACAGGAAGAGGAGCAAACAAUGUUGCUAGUAACUGCUCCGCAGCAUACCCAGUACCUCUGGAUCAAUGGGUAUCAAGGGAAAGAGACCCACCUUGCCAAACCAGACCCAGCACUGGACCGUUUAACACAGGAACAAGAUAUACAGCACCAAACAUGGUUUACACAAACUGUUUUGCAGACUGGCCUCCAGAUGGGUCCUCGAGAAGCUAAGGAACUCCAGAAGAUCAACAAACCAGAAGAUGACAUAACAGCCCCUACGGGUCUGGAGAUUCCAGCUCCCGAGGCAGGGGAACAAGAUUUACCAGCUCCAGGGACUAGCCAAGGCCUCAUAUUCAAUAUACAUCAGACAAAGGAUCAUGACCUUGUCAAAUCAGAUGAGGAACUGAAACAACGAGGAAGUAUAAAUAUUCAGGUACAACCACGAACACAUUUUGCACAGAUUAUUUUAAGCUCUGCUUCAUGCCCUACAUUGGAUCAGUUUCAAUUUAGAAAGCUAGAGAGCUAUGCUAGGUUUUCACCUCCAAUGUCAGGAGAAGCAAAGAUUGAUGAACAAAUAUUUUCUUCAAGAGAAUUUGGUGUUCCAUCUGAUGCAAACCAUCAAAAGGAACAAGCUGAUGGUACUGAAAAGAAAGAGACAGUGACUUUAGAUUUCUGCCUCGCUUCUUUAUCUAUAUCCAAAAGCAAGAGAAACUUCAAACAAUAUUCAGACAUGAAAAACUUAAUGAAGCCCAAAUGUGGAAUUUUAAAAGCAAAGAAACCAUCAAUUUCAAACUUGCUCAAUAUCAAGGGUGGUGCUAUCCCAAAUCAUAGAAAAGAAUUGGGAUAUAACUUAACAACCAAAAUGAAAGAGGUGGAUCAAGGUGAAAAAAUGGCAGAUGACAGGUACUCCCUCACGUCUAUUAUACCUGCCAUUAAUAAGUAUAGCAAGAGAGAAAGGGAAAAAUACAUGUUAGGAGAAAAAAGACUCAGUUCUAAACAAGUAAAGCGAGAGAUAUCACCACAUGAAGGCAAUAUUACUCCAGGUGACACCAAAGAAACCAAUCUUCAAGAUGAAGAGGAAGAAGAAGGUGAACAGGAGAUGUUAAAGAUAAUUCCACAGCACAGCCAGCAUUUCAUCUUCUGUUCAGGCCAGAGGAAGGAGCUUGACCUUCACAAAUGGGGAAACAAAGGACGUGGGAAAAUUCUGUUUGUUACAGAACAAGACGUCCCACGACAAACACAGCUUCCAGAUCCAACCCAGGCAGAGGAGCCAAAGAGAAGCCAGCAGACACUAAAUGGCACAGUGUGGUCAGCAAGUUCAACCCUUCCCUUUCUGAAGUCAAAGGAAUCACUAAUUGAUCAAGUUUUAAUUGAUACAAUGAAAUGUGAUGUCCCAAGUAAUGGGAGAUGUACGAGGGACCUGUACGCUCAUGGUAAAGAGGAAAAGGCAGAGUUCAAAGAAGAUGUACAAGCAACUGUUCUAGAGCUAGAGAAAUCACCAAGUGAUGGGGAAGCAUGGGAGGCCAGUUUGACUGAUACACAAAGCAGAUCCAGCAACACAGGUAAAAUGAAUGUGCCACAUAAAAAGGAAGAGGAAAAUAUCCCAGAAAUGUUAGCAGAAUCAGUUCUGCACUAUAGUCAACACUUCCAUUUCAGUUCCCAUCAUAUGAAAAAUCUUGGCCCUUGCAAACCAAAAUCUAAACUGAAUAGUUCAGAAGGCAGAAGGACUUGGAAUUUGUCUUGCACCAUGCAAAAUAUGAGGCAAGAAGAACACAUUAGAGAAACUAUUUUAGAGCAUGUUUCUAGAAAUGUGAUGAAUUUUAUUCGAGUACAAAUAUUGAAGAAAAGUUUUCAUACUCAAGAGAGAAUACAACAUAUGGUAGGUCUAAAGACCCCAUUUCCAAAAGCUAGAAAAUCAGAGACUGGUUCCAUACAAUGUGAUGGUCUCUGGGAUGGAAAUCUGAGGAGGAAAUGGGAUCGUCCUAUUUCUAAGGAAAAGACAUGGAAUCAAAGUGACCUAGUAAGAACUGUCUUAAAGCCUUUAGAUUUCUCCAGCCUUGAUUCAUCUGAACCCCAAAGCCAGAGUUACACAUUAGAGGUUGCAGACAAGAAAAAUACAAUGAGUCCCAAGCAGGUAAUUCUGGAGGCAGAGAAACCAUCAAUUUUACAGGUGCUUAAUAGCACAAGUUGUCUUACAGGAAUCCAUAGAAAAAAACCCCACAAAGUUAAGUACAAGAUAAGAGAGAGGCAAUGGAAUGAAAGUGUGAGAGAGACAUUACUCCUCACCACUGAGGGAGCUAAGAUUCCAACGCCCAAGUUAGUGAUUGCUCAAUUCUCAUUCGAUACAGCAGCGAGGGAUACUCUGUGUAAUGACAGAACAUGUCACAAAAAUCUGGGUGGUCUUAUUACAGAGAAAAAGGCAGAGUCGGAGGAAAACUUAGCCACAGCUGUCUUGGGGCCUUUAGAUUUAUUCACGCCUGUUUUAUCUGACUCUGAAAGCCAGAUAAACACAGUACAAGAGAAAGUCAUACUGAAUCCCAUAUGUUUAGCUCUGAAGAAAAAGAAGCCACUCAUUUCACAGAUACUUAAAGCCAAUAGGCAGUUUGCCACAAAGCAGAGGACAAAACUUAGAACCAAUUUAAAAACCAAAAUGAAAGAGAUUUGGCAAGGUAAAAAUGUGGCUGUUAUAUUUACAAAUGCCAUUUACUUCACAUUGGAUACCUCUGACAUUAAAAGGCAAAGCAGAUUCAAAACAGAGAUAGACAGGGUAUCAAGGUUUAGUCCUGUACAACCAACACACAUGGAGUUGCCAGUUGAAAGCCAAGUGAUUUUACAAUCAGUUAAUGCUGCAGGUCAUGCUGCUUUAAGCAUUAAUAAGGAACAGCAACAGGAACAGGAGGUGGGCAUAGAGAGAGAGAAAACUGUGUUAAAUGCAGACCUAAAAUCUACAGAUGCUUCUAUGUCUAUUCCACCACACAUAAAAAUGGAGCAGUCACCUAGUACCUGGGGUAACUAUGAAGAAUCUUCUGAAAAGAGAAAUGCCCUGAACAAAGCAAAAGUUACAGAGGAAGAAGAGUAUGAAGAACAGGUUUUGUUUGGAACACCUCCACAAAAUACCCAGCCAUUUGAGUUUCUACAAACGAGACAGCAAGAACCCUGUAUCUCAGGAACCAUCCAGAAUUCUGCUUAUGCUUACAAUCCUAAAUAUCCUAAAAUCAUAAAACAUAAAGCAAAUGCAAAAGCAGCAGGUGUGAAAAACACCAAGCAUACUGAACAGGUAAAAUCGAAGGCAAAGAAACCACUUGUUUCCCUGAUGUAUAACACAACAGGGUAUGGAACCCAAAGCAACGAAAAGGAAACGAGGUGUAACAUCAAGAAACAGAAGCCGGGGUUCCAGCAAGGUAAAGCUGAGGUAGAGUUCAUUCUGAAAACUAUUUUUGACUCUGGGUCUAUUCCACCUCAAAUUCAAGCGUUGAUGGAAGCAGAAAUGGAGAAAGGCAAGGCACAAAGGCUGAUACACAUUCCUCCAGAGCCAAAGCUGGAGAAAGCACUAAACAGAAGACAAAUAGCAUUUUCACAGUCCAUUGCUAAGAGUGCUAAAUCAAGAAAUAUUAAAACACUGAAACAAUAUAUUAGAGAGCAAGAAGAAAAGUACCAAAUUGCUUCACCAGACGUUCUCCCACAAUGUAAAUGCCAAUUCGUGAUGAGCCAGCCACUGAAGAAAGAGCCUGACGAUGUCAAAUUCACAGUAGAUUUGAAAAGAGAAGUAUAUCCUGAUCGACAUUCACAAAAGAGGGAAACCAACUGCACUAUGUUUGACAUCUCAAGAAUUAGAUUACACACAAAACACAAAUUCCUUAUCACACCAGGAGUAAAGGAGGGAGAUGGAGACAUGACCCAACAUCCAUUUCCAACUCCACAGUGGAGAGAAGUAUCCAAGAAAACGGACAUUUCCUUAAGUUCAAAAGGACAGAAUAUGUUUCUUCCAGAGUUGGAUGCUUCUCAACAGAAAACUUGCAAGGAGCAGAAACUGCUGAAACAAGGAAGUAUUUCAAGGACACACCUGGAGCAUACUUUGUAUCCCAUUAUGGAAACUCCUCAUUUGGAAAAUACAGUAAAGGUCUCUGAGGAAGGUACGUACAUUGACAGAAAAAAUAUUUCACAUCUAUUGGGAAGAGAAGGAUUAAGAGAAACUGAUAUCUUACAGGGUUCAAAAGGACAGACAUUUCUUUGUACAAAUGUAGAGGUCCAGCGAUAUAUGUCUGCAGUGCAGAAAGGAGAAAUGAAACCAGAUCACGCUCCUGAACGGAUUCUGGAUUCAUUAUCUUGUCCCAGUGAGGAGCCUCUUCAUGUAAAAGGGGUAAGAAAUGCAACAGGGAAAGAAAAUGUUAACAUCCCUAUCGUUUCAAAUGUAAAUCCACGGAGAAAAGAGAAACCAAAGUUAAUGGAUAUUCUGUCAAAAUCAAAUGAACAGAAAAUAAAGUUUUCCAAAAAACGGAGGGAAAAGCAACGAAAUAGUUCUAACCAGAAGAAGGAGCAUCUUCUGGAAUCAGUUUCCUCUUGCAUAUUGCAUCAACUCCAUAUUGGAAAGCGAAAGAAAGAAGUCUCAGCCAAAGGAAUCAGUCCAACAGUUUUGAGCCCAGUGGUAGAGAAAGCAUCAAACAAAGCAGAUAUUCCAGUGGAUCAACCUCCAUGCUCAGAAGGAAUUAAUUUGCAUAUUGGAGGAAGAAAAGAACAUCAACAAGAAAAUACAUGCAACGCUCUUGCAACAUCUGUUUCUCAUUCUUUGAUUAAUAUACUUCAGAUUAAAUUGCUAAGGGUAACAAAAGCAUUAAAGGAAGUCGAUAGUCCAACGUACCACACUUCAAAUACAGAAGGAAUUGGAAUUGGUUUGCUUAUUACAGGAAAGGGAGAGCAGCAAGAGAAAUGUACUUAUGAGGCUCUUCGAAAGUCUGCAUCUCACCCCCAAGCAGGUCUACGUCAAACUGAUACCCCAGUGCAAGAAGUAAAACUAGAUGGCAUGAAUAGGAUGAACUGUGAAUAUUCACCUCCACACGCUAAGGAAGCAUUGAAAGGAAUGGGUGUUAUUGUUGGAUAUAUUCAAAGAAGUGAAGAAAGACAAAACUUACCCAGUAUAGAACAAAGCCAGCAGCACUUGCUGACUCCCUCUGAGAAUCUUCUGGAGCAUACGUCUUACCCUCAAAAUGAUCCCUGGCUGCUGCCACAUUUAACACCUCCAACAAAGGAAGCAUUAUCAGAAGUAGGUAGUGUGUCAAGCAGGACAAAAGGGUUAGACUUGAUUUCUAAAGAUCAACUAAAUUCCGGAUGUGAGUAUGGCCUGGAAUGGACUGUACCCUCGAUUCCUCCAAGGCAAACAACAAAACAAAAUACAAGGCUGCAUUUAGAAUCAUUCACUAAAACUGUAAAAUACCAGAAUGUCUCAUUGCCGAAAGGAGAGAAAUCACUGGAUGGGGCGCAGGGAUUGUCAGAUGCAGUGAUAAUAUGUGGGGAGCCAACUGAUGAUAUUUUAAGCAGCAUAGAAAGAUCAAAAUGUAUGUCACAGGAGAAUGAAGAUAAAGUGGAAAUGGCUUUGGAAGAGAUAAGGAAUCCCAAAAGAAUAGCUUUGGAGGAUUCAUCAGAUACAGGAAACAUAGCACACAAAAAGUCUGUUUAUGGUGAUAACUCAAACAGUGUAAAAAAAGCCAAAGAACAUAUAAUGCAGGAAGAAGAGGGAAGAGUAAAAAUGGCAAAACUCCUACCUUUGGAGAAAAAGAAAUCACCAAGUUCACAGGAAAUCCAGUUGGACAUCAAAGAACAAAAGAAAAAGAUACAAAGAAUUCAGGGUGAACCAAGUGUGAUUUUGACAUGUACUUCCAUACCUGCUACUUCUUUUAAAUUGGAUACAAGAAUAAAAGAGGAAGACUACAGAUCUGAAGUAACAAGUUACUCUCUUCCAGAACCAUCACACCAGAAAUCAUCAGAUGUAGUGAAAAAAGAAAAUAAAGAGUUCAUCAAGGGUGAUAUCACAAGUGAUGUACAAGCAGCAAACGAAUAUAUGCCCCAGAAGGGAGAGGAUAGAGGAAAAAUAGUAAAUACGAAAUAUAUAAUGUACUCCAAAGAGACAACUUCCAAGGCAAAGGUAUUACGACAUGUACCCAAUACCCCUGGCAGGUCUAGCCCCCAAAUUAGAGAAGUACAGACAAACAGAAGAGAAGACUUGGGACAUGUACAGGAAAGAAGAAGUGAACUAGAUGAGGUUCUGAAAGAACCUUGUCUACCUCAAUUUACAUUAAGCAAAGUUAUAGAAGGCAAGAAAGAGAAGCAAGGAGUAAUAAAACCUGGUAUUCCAUUCUCAUGGCACAGGGAAUCAUCAAAUGCAGAGAAAUUAAAAUACACACUGUCACCUGUGAAUGAUAUCUCAAGUGAUUUGAAAAGAACAAAAUACAUGACACAGAAAGAAGAGGAUAAAGCAAAUAUUUUUGUGAGAGACCUAAUGCAUCCCAAGUGCUUAGCUUUGAAGGCAAAGAAAUCACCCCUUUUCCAUAUACUCAAAGCAAAGAAACUGCAAGGGAACAUCAAAGAGCAAGUGAAAAGGGGGCAGGAAGGUAGAAGGGACACAGUCAUGCUUCUGAGCAAAAUUUGUUCUUUUGUCACUUCUUCAGUUCAUCUUAAAUUUGACACAGCAACAGAAGAAGAAGGUGUUCCAGGAAUCAUAAGGAAUUAUGUGCCACCCCCUGAGCUCCAAGAUUCAUUGCCUUCAGUGCAGAUAGCACCUCCAAAGUCAACUGAUAGCCACAGAAACAAAGAAAAACAACAUCCACCACCGAAAGAAAAGGACAGAGUACAAACAGCAGCCAUGAGUGGCUCAGUGUGCACUAGUGGCACGGAUUUCAAGGCAAAGACAUCAUCCCCUCCUCAUGUGUUCACUGUUGCUGAGCACGGUGCUCUGAGUAGGAGAAAGGAACCAUGGCCGAGCAUUGAGGAGAGAGUAGAACAGGGGCAGGGAAGAACAGAAGACCUUGAUGUGGCUCCAACAAAAACUCCUCCUUCCUCGCCUUCUCCAUCUCACCAUAGAUUGGAUGCAGGAACCAAAGGAGACGAAGACUUGCCUGCAGUUGCAGGAUUCUCUCCUUCACCAUUUCAGCUCCCUGAGUCAUCAGGUGCAGGGAAAGCCAGAUAUCCAGAUUCCAGUCAAGGUAUUAGCUCAUGUAAUGGAAUAAUAAAAACUAACGGACAUAUGCCAUAUAGAGAGACAGAGGUCAGAGUAAAAACAAAAGACAAGAAAGAUAGAAUAUACCCCAAAAUAAUAACUUUGGAAGCCCAUACAUCCCCACUUACACAUCUACUCAGUAGAAACAGACUACCUUUGAAUGUCAAAGGGCAAGGGAAGGAAGUUCAGGACAGCAAAGGUGAGCCAGAAAUGGUUCUGAGGGACACUCGUGCCUCCUUACUUUCUCCAUCUUACCUGAAAUGGGACACUAGCAGGAAUGAAAAGGAACACACAGAAAGAAUAAUACAAUCCUGUUUUUCACCACUGAAGAUUUAUGAUCCAUUUAAUCCAAGCAAGAAAGCAGAUGCUAAGUCAUUUGAUGGUUAUUUGUUAAAUGACAAAGAUAGACUCAAAACAGGUAUUGAAGACAAAGUGCUCCCAAGUGAAAAAGCAGAUACUAGGUCAUGUGAUGGUUAUAUGUUAAAAGAGGAAGUUAGACUCAAAACAGAUACUCAAGACAAAGUGUUCCUGAUACCUAUGCAUCAGAACGCAAAGGAAUUACCACUUUCACAUAUACGUGAUACCAAAGAAUUGAAGUGGAAAAUUAAAAAGCAAAGGAGAAAGGUACAGCGAGAGGACAGUGAACUAGUCACAGAAUUGAAAAACACUUAUACUUCUUUACUGGCUCAACCAUAUCUUAAAUCUGAUACAACAGAAGGAAAGGGGGGGUACAUGAUAAGAAUUACAAAAUUGCCUCUCCCACAAGCACAGUCCAAGGAAUCAUCAGAAUAUGCUGAAACCAAUGAGGGACAACUUACAAAAGAUGUAAAAAAAUUAAAAGAACACAUGCUACACAAAGAAGAGAAGGAGAGAGAGAAAUAUGUGGAUAUGAAUAGUAGAGUGGACCACAAUAAUAUGGAUUUGGAAGCAAAGGAAUCACCUAUUUUACUUACAUACAAUCUAAGGGACCUUCAGUGGAAAACUAAAGGGCAAGAAGGGAAGGUUCAGGAAGAUAAACGGGAGCCAGGUGAUGCAACACUGACUGAGACUUGCACUUCUAAGUCUUCUCCUCUUCACCUUGACAGAAACACCAGCAUCACAGAAGAGGGCAUGCCAAUAUUAUCAGGACCCUCUUUUCCCCCAGUAAACUUCCAGAAAUCAUCAGGUCCUGAGGAAGUGGUACAUGCAGAGCCAAUGGCUAGUGAUACUGUCAUCAGUCCCCCAAAAGAAAAACAACAUUUGCCCCAGAACAAAGAAGAGGAUGGAGUAGAAAGAGGAAACCUCAUGUCCCCAAAACAUCAUGAAAAGGAGAUGCAGGAAGGUAAAGAUGGACCAGGUAUGGUUCUGACCAAAUCUUCUACUUCAUCACCAUCUCUCCCUGCCCUCAAAUUGGAUAAAGAAGUACAAGUCAAUAAUGAAAUGCUAACACUUAAAAGGUCUGUUUUGCUGAGAAUAUCACAUGCAGGGGAAAUAGUACAUACAGAUUCAAUCAUACAUACAUAUUCAAUUAGUGGUGAUACCCUGAAAGAUGUUCAAAACGAGAAACAACCUAUGCCUGAGAAAGAAGAGAGGGAAAGAGAAAAAACGGUAGAUAGGAGAGGUGCGAUGGACACCAAAGAUAUAACUUUGAAGUCCAAGAAGUCACCUUCUUCAUAUAUGCUCCACAGAACAGAAUUACAUCUGAACAUUGGGGGGAUAGAGCAAAAGAAACAGGAAAGUCAAGGUCAAGGUAAACCACCCAGUACAGGGGUAAGAAACAUUUAUGAUUCCAAACCUCCAGCUAAGCUGGAAUUGGAUAAAGGUACACAAGUAGAUGAAGGAAGGCUUGGAAUUAAAAAACCCUCUCUACUUUCACAAAUGCUUUCAGCAUUAUCAGAUGCAAAGAAGAGACCAGAUACAAAGGGAAUUGGUAGUGACGUAAUAAAAAGAAAACAACAUAUGUCAGAGAAAGGAAAAAAGUAUGAUGUGAAAAAAGUAGAUAGGCUCAGGACACAUCACAAAGAGGCAACGAUUUCACCAAUACCACAUGUCCUUAGUACAAAGGAAUUUGUGUUGAAUGUUAUUAAAGGGCCAGGGGAAAAAGUGCACAAAGGUAAAGAUGAACCAUGUAUGGUUCUGACAAGAACUUUUCUUUCCAUCCCAUCAGCACCUCUUUUUCUAGAGUCAGGGAGCAAAAUAGACAAAGACGCACCAGGAAUCAUGGGAUCCUCUCGUCCACAGAAGAAUCUCCAGGAAUCAUCAGAUACCCAGAAAACAGCAAUUAGAGAGUCAGCUGCUGGUGAGAGUGAAAUUGUUAAAAAUGCAGAACACUCGGUGCCAGAAGAGGCCAUGCAAGAGUGGACCUCAAACUUCAUGAUCAGUGUACAGCGAAGGAAGGAACCUCCACGAGUCAAAUCUGAAGGAGAUUUGAGUCAGUUACUUUUAAAUUCACAGCAUGAGGACUUUUAUUUCACAGGAUUUGGUACCAUUACAAGUGGGAAAAGGCUGGAAUGUUUCUUUUCAGGGCCAGAGGCUCAGCGAGAAAAAUACAAACCAGAAACUUUUACUAUGGUUCUUUCCUUCCCCACGAUGGAUCUAACUAAAAUCGAAAAUCUGAAGAAAGAAAUGGAAAUAAUGAAUAACUUAAACCAUAAAAUAAGUCCUCAGGUUUUAGUUUCACUUUUAAGGAAACUAUCCAAGGACAUAUAUGCCACACUUGGCUCCCCUGUCAGUUCAGAAGGAUUUUCUGCUUCAGAGCAAGGUGCCUACCAACAAGAAACUUUAUCAAAAGCACCUCCAGGAUCUGCAGAGUCAUGUAAAUUUGAUAGGCCAGAGGAAGACAGACGAAAUAAUGAAAAAAUAAGUGAAAUGUCCUCUCCCAAAGUGUUAGCACCACGGACAAAGGAAUCACUUGAGAAAAUGAAUAUCACAGAGUCAAAUGACCCCCAAAAUAUAGAAAAAGAAGUUGUCAUGAAAAAGCAAGUUUUGGUGCAGUCUGGGAGUGGACAGAAGACCAGGGUGGAUUCUAGCCUUUCUCUGAAGAUUCCACUUCAAAAUGUAAAGCAGAAGACACCACUGGAAAUAGAUAUGCACAAGCAAACUACAGUGUACCCCGGAAUACAAAUACUACCAGGAAUACACAUGGAUAUUACAGAGUUUGAUGCCCAAAGAGGGAACAGGGAGCAGACAUUGCUUGUUCCAGAACAAGAGGAACACAGUCUAGAGUCACUUCAGAAGUCUAUUUCCUCCUGUUGGACUUUUGCACUUCAAUCUGGAGAUCUGGAGGAAAAAAACGAAACUGACACAAGCUCUACUAGAAAUCUGGUGCAAAAAAGGUUACAAAAAAAGAUAUUAAAAAUAGACACAAAUAUAGCUGUCCAUCUGGAAGAGGACAAAAUAGAAAUGCACAAACCCACCAUUGUUAAUCUGGAGAAGAAGACAAUAAAAAUGGACACAAGCAAUACAGUAAACCUGAACACUGCAUCUAUAAAGGCAGAGAAACCUCAAAUUAAGACUCAGGUAAUCACUCAUAUGGCAAACAGCUGCCUAAUCAAGCAAAAACAUAAAAAGGAACGAGAAGUUUCUGGUGCAAAACAAAACAUCCAGCUACAAAAAAUGUUUCAAAAAUAUGUUCUCAAUUCAUUUUACGCCGAUACUCCUCUUUCUCCCAAAUUUGGAGGCCAGAAAGGCAGAUUAACAAUAGCAGACUUGAAAAGAGAAUUGAGCCCCAAAUAUUUAAAUAUGAAAACUCCAAAGCAUCCAGUUCUACAGAUUCUAGGCAAUACGGGACAUGGUACUCCAAGCAAUCGAAAGAAAUUAGAGUAUAACUUUAACAAACCAAAGAAAAGAGCUUUGUGGAGAGAAGAUGCCUCAGGAAUACUUGUCAGAAGUCUUCCUAUUUCCAUGAUGAGUCUGUCUCAGACUAAAGAAACAGUAAAAUCUGAGACAAACCUAGAAAGAGCAAAGAGAACCCAUCUUUCAAAAUUCCAGAAGAAAUCACCAAAUGCUAGUGAAACUGUGAAGAGGGGCAGCUCAAGCACUGUAAAAGAAGGGGACCAGAAUUUUACAAAGACAGUUCCACAGGAUUCCCAGCCUUUCAUGGUGGAUGAACAACAAAUGCACAAACUUCCUAGUGUCAAAUCAGAAGCAAACCUUAGCCGUGAAAUAUAUAAAAUUUUAGCUCCACAAACAAAAGAAAGUGUUGUUCCAGGUGAUGAUAUCUCAAGGGUCGUAAAAGAACCUGACUUGCUUAUGAUCAAGCAAGAGAAGGCACCAAAACCCAUUCAGACACCUACAGAGUGUCCAUUCAUGUCUGAAGCUCCAAAGGAAAAUUGUGCCUCGCCACCCAAGCAUAGGGAUCAGAGUGGACCUGUGCAGGACACAGCCAUACAAAAGGUCCAGCAACAAAAAACUUCUCCAGGAACUGUGCUCGUACCACACCAAGUUAAAAGUAAUGAAAUAAAAAUAGUGGCAGAUAGUCCAAGUACAGAAAAUAUACUUCCUCUUUAUGAAGCAAUUAAAAAUGUCAUUGAAUCCCAGGUAAAAAAUAUGAUUCGAGACAAAUUUUUUCCUAAUAUACUGGAAAAAGUAAAAGACAAUAAGACUGAUGAUUGGAAGUCACGACAUUUGGCAGGGGGUCCAGAUGCAACAUCCAUGACAAUACAUCCCAAAUUGCAGCCAAAACCUAUUUUAGAAAAAUUUACUUGCAAAGAAAAAUUCAAGCCCACUAAUCAUUUAGAGUCAAAAACACCUGAAAUAAAACUGAAUUUGAUACCAGAGGUGGUAAAACAACCCUUCCAAAAGUUCAACUUUUAUCAAAAACUGGCUAUUUCAAAACGUAACAGUUGGAAGCUCUAUCCAAAACAUAAAAAAAUGUUCUUUUUGUCUCUGAGAGGGAUUGAUACCAUAGAAUUUAACCUAAAGCACAAAUACCAAAAAGACUCACCUCCUGUCAGCUGUAUGAAGUCACUGAUUGUUAAUGUUUCAAGGGGCAGUGAAAAGAUCAUUACAAAGUUAAAGAGUAUGAAAGAGCUAGAAAUUGGAACAUCUCCUUUGACUUCUGCUAGAGAGAUGACAUUGCCUCAUAUUCUCCAAAACUAUUCAGUAGGAGAAAAAAACAAACUUCUCAUACACUUUUCUAUGAAAACACUGGAGAUUCAAAUGAAAGCCUUUCCCAGAAUUGUAAGAGAAUCUUACACAAUGGCCAGGGCUCAGGAUGGAAAGAAACCUUUAUCUAAAUGUAUUCAUUCUGGUGUCAAAGUACCAAAACGAAAAAACAGCGUUUUGUUACCUUUUGAGGAAAACUCUCUUCAUCAAAUAGAUCUUGAUUUACAACACAAAUACCUUCGUUUUCUCCUGGGCUCUCCAGUCAAAAGUACGUUCCCUAAGCCAAAGGCACUUCCCAAACAUAUUCUUAAAUUACAGACAGUUGCAAUACAUAAAAAACUAGACAAUAGUGGAGAAAGUGGUGGUCUUUCCAUUGAUACAAGACCGUUAGAAGAACAUAUCUCUUUCAAAAAGCAAAGUUUCCAUGAAAACUCAUCAUUAGUCAGAAAUUUCUUGGAGCCCACUCAGGUGUGUGCCUCUGACCCUGAUCAACACAACACAGUGCAGAAAGAUACCAUGGCUCUUUCAAAGUUAAAAUCUCAUGUGACUCCAGAAGAAGAUAAACGAUGUCAUGUAUGGUUUCAAGAAACAAAUACAUGUGAAUCUGUUGAUUUAAAGACUCAGGAAAAGACUCAGGAUUUAGUUGAUUCCCAUUCAAUAAAGAAUUUUGAAGAUUUUACUGAUAGUCAGACAAAUAUUGAGAGUUCAGAUAACUUGGAGGAAUGCUCAGCUCUUGAUGUACAUGAGAGUGAAGAAUGUGUUUUUUUAGAUGCCAACCCUUAUUUAAGUUGGAAAUCACAGAAUAUUCUGUUUGAAUUACAGAAAGACAUGCCUGUGGAAAAUCUCUACAAGAAGAAAAAAAUCAAAACUGAUUUGAAACCACUUUACAGUGAAGAUUCAGGUUCCCAUCAUAUUAGGGGCUGUCAAAAACAUUCCUCAUUUGUGACACCACCUUCUUACAAAUCCCACAAAAGCAGGAAACAUAGGUCAUCUUCCAAAAUGCGAUGUCCUGACUCAUGGUGUCACAGUUCCUUAAAUACUGUAGAGGUUUUGUCUGUAUCAUCUUCUGUUCCGUUCAGCAAAGAGAAGCUUUCGAAGACUACAAGGAGUGGAAAACGUUAUUAUUUAGUCCCCUUAAUGGAAUCAGAUACUAAAUUACAUCUUGCAAAAAGCCAAGGCAAACCUCACAGGCAUUUGGAAAGCAAAGGACGGAAGAAGGCCAAAUUGGAUUUAUCUAGAAAGAACAACACUCCUUGGGAAUGUGAUGACAGUUAUACACAGAGUAAAGAGAAAUGCACAAGAAAGGAGAAAGUACAGGAUUGUGAAUCAGAAAGAUCAGAUUAUUUCCCAAGCAAACAUAAGUCAGCAUCAAAACCUCCUCAAGAGGAUAUCAGCUUCCAUUCUGAAAGAGAACAAAACCAGCCAUUUUUUUAUGCCUGUAUACCAUCAGACUCGCUGGAUAUUAUACCCCAAACCAUUCUCUGGACUAUUCCCCCCAACACUUUAAGGACAAAGAACUUCAGAAUUCCCCUGAUGGCCAAGAUUUCAAGUUCUUGCAACAUAUGGAGUUCAUCCAAAAAGCUGCUGGGGUCGCUGUUAGGGUCCUUCAGCCUUGUUCGUCAAAAAUGAUGUUACCAUAUCAAGAUGCAUCUCGAGGGGAAA
Messenger RNA from Mesoplodon densirostris (Blainville's beaked whale), 18240 nucleotides. It is a transcript of the gene LRTM3, whose product is annotated as coiled-coil domain containing 168. NCBI's taxonomy places the organism in Eukaryota, Metazoa, Chordata, Mammalia, Artiodactyla, Ziphiidae. The record is from RefSeq and is a predicted model, not a curated record. The transcript is spliced from 12 exons. The coding region runs from base 1 to 18207 and encodes 6068 amino acids.